Molecule: messenger RNA, 282 nt
Organism: Botrytis deweyae
Lineage: Eukaryota; Fungi; Ascomycota; Leotiomycetes; Helotiales; Sclerotiniaceae
Exons: 4
Coding region: 1-282 (93 amino acids)
Biological process (GO): mitochondrial electron transport, cytochrome c to oxygen
Source: RefSeq, a predicted model, not a curated record
AUGUAUCAAAAAGUCCCUGGUACAAGCAGAACUCAAUUCUUCAAGAUGUUGUCUAGAGCCGCCGUCCGCGCAUCCUCCUCCACCUCAAUGGUCGCCCGCCGUGGCUUCCACUCUACCCGUGCUCAAAUGGGUUCUCCAUACCAUUACCCUGAGGGACCACGAAGCAACAUUCCAUUCAACCCAAACACAAAAUUCUUUGCUUUAAGAUACUGGGGAUUCAUGGCUCUUGGAUUCGGUGCUCCAUUCGGCAUUGCAGUCUGGCAAACAAAGAAGAACCAAUAG